AUAAUUAAUAAUAAUACAAAUUUUAUAAAAUAACAUAUAGAUAUUUGUAAUUUCUUAUUAAAACAAUUAAUAUCAAAUUGUCAAAGAAAAAAGGUUAACCGGUAUAUAAUGUUUAUUUUUAUUAAAUGUAAAAGAACACAAAAUUUUUUUUCCAUGUUUUAUUAUUAAGAAAAAAAAAUUAUUGUCUACUUUGAAAAUCUUCUGCCAUUCAACUUUUUCAAUUCUUUCUUGGAAAUAAAAAGCUGACGUUGACGUUGAUUCGGCGCCAUGAUUUUUCAAAACCUUUGAAGCUAAAUAUUUUUUUAACUGUUAACAAUAUAAACUUGUUAAAAAUGGAGAUUGAACAUAAAUAUACAUUUGUGCCUCUUGUUCAAAAAAAUCUUAUUAAUAUAAACGAUAAAAAAAUUCAAGAAUUUCUUUCUAAAUGGGGAAUUAAAGGAAAUUUUAUUAUCCAACAUUUUACAUUCAAUGAACCUUUUCAAAAAUAUCAUAAAUAUCAUUUAGCUGAAGCUUUUUUUAAAGAUAGUACUGUUGCUAAAGAAUUAUUAACAAAGCAAGGAAAUUAUUGGGCAAAACAAGAUAUAAUAGCAUCAAGUGUAGAAAUAAAUCCUAUUUCUUGUUCUGUUUUAAAUAUGUCUUUCUUCAAUAAAUUAAAAGAUCCUAAAAAUGGAAUUGUGCACAAGUCUGGAGCAAUUUGUAAAAGAUUUGAUAUGGAAAUAGAAAAUUUUCUAAUCUCUGAUAAUCUUAGAGCAAUGUUAUUAGAUGAAGAAUGUCCAGAGUAUAAUUUAUAUUUAAAAGAUGAACGAGAAGAAUUUAUAUUUUUUAUUUUUCAAAUGCUUGUUCUUGGAGGAAUAUUGUGUCAAUAUGAAGAUAUUUUAAAUCCAUACUUAGAAGUAACAAGAGCUAUGUAUAAGGAUUUAAUAAAAGUACAAAAAAAUGAAGAUAGUGAUUUAUCAAUUAGUACAAUAGUUUUACAGGUAGUAGCUAAAGAUAAUAAAGGAGAAGCAUAUUUUCCAUAUGAUCCAUCACAUAUGCAAAAUAUAGGAUUUCUAUUAAUUGACAGUGUAACUCAUGAAAUUACAACAUUUUUGCAUCAGUUUGGCGAAUAUUGUCUUUCACAAUGAUUAAAAAAAAUUUACAGAAAAUUAUAUCAUAAAUAUAUUUUAUGAAAAAAAAAACAUUACUCCAUAUACCAAAUCAUUAUAUUAUGAAUUAUUUAUAUUAUAUAUUUAUUAUGUACUUA
Messenger RNA from Apis laboriosa (Himalayan honeybee), 1243 nucleotides. RefSeq names its product cilia- and flagella-associated protein 300-like. Lineage: Eukaryota; Metazoa; Arthropoda; Insecta; Hymenoptera; Apidae. The coding region runs from base 333 to 1124 and encodes 263 amino acids. The record is from RefSeq and is a predicted model, not a curated record. The transcript has 7 exons.